Messenger RNA from Hibiscus syriacus, 557 nucleotides. Its product is annotated as histone H2A-like. The record is from RefSeq and is a predicted model, not a curated record. Bases 63 to 512 code for a protein of 149 amino acids. NCBI's taxonomy places the organism in Eukaryota, Viridiplantae, Streptophyta, Magnoliopsida, Malvales, Malvaceae. Gene Ontology annotation, cellular component: nucleosome. The transcript has 3 exons. Gene Ontology annotation, molecular function: DNA binding; structural constituent of chromatin; protein heterodimerization activity.
UUCAUCACUCGUACUAAUCACAUUGCAAAGUUAAGAGUUUAAUUUGUUGAAUCGUUUGAGCAAUGGAUUCUACUGCAAAGGUAAAGAAGGGAGCCGGAGGAAGGAAAGGCGGUGGCCCCAAGAAGAAGCCUGUUUCAAGGUCCGUCAAAGCUGGACUCCAGUUCCCCGUUGGAAGGAUUGGCCGUUAUUUGAAGAAAGGAAGGUAUUCGCAGCGGGUCGGAACCGGUGCCCCUGUUUACUUGGCUGCUGUUCUCGAGUAUUUAGCCGCUGAGGUUCUGGAAUUGGCUGGAAACGCUGCACGUGAUAACAAGAAGAACAGGAUCAUCCCAAGGCAUUUGUUGCUGGCUGUGAGGAACGAUGAAGAACUGGGGAAGCUUCUCGCCGGUGUCACCAUCGCUCACGGUGGAGUGUUACCGAACAUCAACCCGGUAUUGUUGCCAAAGAAGACUGAAAAGGCUGCCAAAGAACCCAAAUCUCCAUCGAAGGCCACCAAGUCUCCCAAGAAAGCUUAGUUUGAAUUGACUCGGAUUAGCAGGAGUUCUAAUAUUCUUAGCUGU